ACAACACUCCAACCGUACGCUUUUCUUCUCGCUUCAAGAGAAGGCGAAGCGGAAGAGGAGGCAGAGCAGGCGAAUCAAAUGGGCUGCAUCUCCUCCAAACUCCUUGCCGCCGCUGACCUCGGCGAGGAGCUCCUAUUCUCCGGCGACGCCAACCCCACGGCCGGCGACUGCCCCAACCACUUCGUCUCCCUCACCUCCACCACCUACGGCGCCCUCAGCCUCGACCGCGGCGACGAUGGAGCCAGCAUCCCGGAUGCGCCUGCAGGGACGGAAGUCGAACCGGAAGCAGCCACGAAGGUGGAGCGGGGGCGGCCGUCUCCCUCUCCCCAUCUCGAUGAAAAGAGGACCGUGGCGGAGGAGGAGCGCCCCUCCGAGGUCAUCGACGCGCGGGAGCUAAUGGGGGACCUCGCCGACGAGACCCCCAGCCGGUCCCCGUCGCAGAGGAAGAGGCCGCUGAAACCAUCCCCGACCGCUCACCGGUCGCCAGCGGUGAGGGCUGUGUUUUCGCCUGUCAUGCCAAGGAGGUGGUUCGCCGGCAAGGAGAACACCCCACUGCGGUCGGAGCCCAAAAGGUCGGAUCUUGACGCCCACCGUAUCUCGAAAGCCUUCCGUUCCUUAGACAACACACCUUGGGCCGGCCUUGCCUCGGCUAUCUCGAAGAAAUGCACUCCAAACAGCACAGGGAGCAAGAAAUCGGAGAGGGAUUCCGGUAAUUCGAGGUCUAGGCGGAGUCUGGUUCCCUUGUUCGAUCCGGAGCUUGUCGCUUUCUUCGAGAAAGAACACCACCAGGAAGGUGAGCAGACCAAGAAGGUGGUGCAAGGUAAGGUCUGCGAUUCCGUUCUUUUGCUUCAGUCCUACGAGGAGAAGUGCCCCAGAGGAGGGGAGAACAUCGUGGUCCUGUACACCACCACGCUCAGGGGAAUCAGGAAGACCUUCGAGGACUGCAACACGGUCAGGUCCUUGUUCGAGUCCUACAGCGUCCAUAUCGUGGAGAGGGACAUCUCCAUGGACUCAGGGUACAGGGAGGAGCUGCGGGUGCUGAUGGGGAAGAAGGAGGUGAAGGUCCCAGUUGUUUUCAUCAAGGGCAGAUGCGUCGGUGGCACAGAGGAGGUCCUGAGACUGGAAGAAGAAGCGAAGUUGGGGCUGAUAUUGGAGGGUCUCCCAAGAGCGACGAAGUGGUGUGACGGCUGCGGCGGGUUGCGGUUCGUGAUGUGCAUGGGCUGCAAUGGCAGCUGCAAGGUGUUGGAUUCCGAGAAGAAGAAAGUGAAGUGCGGUGAGUGCAAUGAGAAUGGCUUGAUUCAUUGCCCCAUGUGCUGCUGAUAAGAAUAUGGAGGGAGAUUGGACAUUUCUUCUUUUUGACGCUUACACGAGGUUUGUAGUCAUCCAUCUUAUACAUCGUUUCCAGAAUUAAAUUGUUUGUGCUUCAAACCAACUGGUUGAACACGGGGAUGUCAUCUACAAGUCAAAUAGGCAGUAGCACUGGGUUGAUUGCCGUAUCUACCCCAGAAUGUAGCAGAAACUUCUAUUGGAUGUGUUUAAUCAACCGUUUAUGUUUGCGGUAAA
Messenger RNA from Musa acuminata subsp. malaccensis (wild Malaysian banana), 1563 nucleotides. RefSeq lists its product as uncharacterized. The record is from RefSeq and is a predicted model, not a curated record. NCBI's taxonomy places the organism in Eukaryota, Viridiplantae, Streptophyta, Magnoliopsida, Zingiberales, Musaceae.